GUGUAUAAAGGAAACCUCGAUAGUCGCCAUCAACCAUCGAUGUUUUCUCCACGUCUAUUUUCCAUCUAAUUGUAGUUUAAGCUGAAUAUUAAGCGAAAUGAUUGCUGUUGAUGAAACAAUUAGUAUAGACAUCAAAGGAAAUGAUACAUCCACUGACGACCUAAAGCUGCGCCCAAUAAAUUGCGAGUUAAAUCCUCUAACCCGCCCGGAUGCAUCAGCUUUAUUUACGCAAGGAGAUACAUGCGUUCUUUGUUCAAUGCUCGGCCCAGUGGAAGUGAGAUCCCAGAACCUUAACAUAGAAAAAGCCCACGUGGAAUGUAUUUACCGACCAAAAGCUGGCGUACCUACAAUAGAAGACAAAUUGAGGGAGAGUAUUAUUCGUGAUACUUGUGAAUCGGCACUGCUAACCACGUUGCACCCUCGUACAACCAUUUCAAUACAAAUACAAGAAUUGGAUAAUAGAUGUGGACUUGAAGCAUGUGCAAUAAACGGAGCAUGUCUGGCUUUGCUCAUUGGCGGGGUGCCCAUGAAAUUUACCAUUGCUGCAGUGCACUGUAUUGUAGACAAGGAUGACAAAGUUGUACUUGAUCCGGAUCAUUGUAAAGCUAUUGGCAAACGUGCUGCUUUUAUAUUUGUGUUUGAUAGUUUGGAAAAGCAUUUAGUAACAUGUAGUAAGCAACACUGA
Messenger RNA from Rhagoletis pomonella (apple maggot), 685 nucleotides. Its product is annotated as exosome complex component RRP46-like. NCBI's taxonomy places the organism in Eukaryota, Metazoa, Arthropoda, Insecta, Diptera, Tephritidae. Gene Ontology annotation, cellular component: nucleolus; nuclear exosome (RNase complex); cytoplasmic exosome (RNase complex). The record is from RefSeq and is a predicted model, not a curated record. The transcript has 4 exons. Gene Ontology annotation, biological process: U4 snRNA 3'-end processing; poly(A)-dependent snoRNA 3'-end processing; nuclear mRNA surveillance. The coding region runs from base 98 to 685 and encodes 195 amino acids.